AUGCGUACCAGGAAGUCGGUCACAGUUAUAGUGGCGGUGUUACUCCUGAUUUCGCUUCUAAACUUUGUUUUGAAAUAUUAUUCCUACUUUGUCCUCUAUGUUAGUGCCUCUAAGCAUGAGAACGGGAACGGGUCUGGACUCACACAAGAAACCGGUGAAACACCCCAUCCGCAUGAACUCUUUGUUCCACUAUUAACAUUCAUUCCUACUAAGUCGCCCGUUUUAACUCGUCCAUGGGUGUUGAUCACCAGUGCCUUUGUGGAAGAGAACCUUGUGGGACUAGUGGUCUCAGUGGUAUUGAUAUUUUAUUUAGGCAAUUAUAUGGAGUUAAUAUGGGGAGCUCGAGAGUUGGUAAGAUUCGUCACUCUAAUAAUAACUAUAACCAAUCUAUCUGUUUAUAUUUGGUAUACUAUAAAGUCAUUGUUGGUAACCAUGGAUUCGGUUCCUCCCGUUAUAGCAUCAGCUCUGGCCAUUAAUAUGGGAUUAUUGGUGGCCAUGAAACAAAGACUAUCCAAUCAUUAUUUCAUCUUCAUAAAGGGGAACGUUCGAAUCAAAGUCACUCAUAUUCCAUUAAUCUAUUUGAUCUUUAGUUUCAUUUUGGAGUGUUUAAGUGAAGAAUAUGAAGCAUCUUUUAUGCUUGCCUUUGUUGGAUUCUUUGUAUCUUGGACCUAUUUAAGGUUCUUCAAAUCUGGAACAAAUGAUCGUCAGUCUUAUUUAUUACCGUUAACAGCAAAGAAAAAUAAUACUACUAUGAUUAACAACAAUCAUAAUAAUACUGAUAGUAUUGUUGGAGAAUCAGCCAUAGUAGAUUCCUCUUCCUCCACACAAUCAUUAACUCGAGAAUCAUCAUCACGAUUUAAACUCCCAAUUAACUCCACAAAAGGGGAUAGAACAGACCAAUUUGCAUUAUAUACCUUCUUCCCUUAUCCAAUAUCAAUAUUGAUCAAAAUCAUAUCAAAUUUGGUGUUCAAUUUGCUUAUUAAGUUCAAAGUUUUGAAUCUCCAAGAUUAUCCAGAAUCAGAACAAGAUGACGUUGAUCAGGAUAAGAUCUUUUUCGAAGAAUUGAAUACCCUAAGAUCAAAUUUAUUCAGUUUAUCAUCUUUGAAAGGUGCGAAACAUGUUACUACAUUACCUGAUGCCACUUCCAAGUUCAAAGUGUUUUUGAAUUGGAUCAUAGGUAAGUCAAGUAGAUCGGGUAUUAAAUCAACCAUGGAUAAAAGACGGAAAUUGGCAUUAAAAGAAUUGGAAUGA
This is a messenger RNA of Lizanozyma spartinae, 1251 nucleotides long. RefSeq lists its product as uncharacterized. The record is from RefSeq and is a predicted model, not a curated record. Bases 1 to 1251 code for a protein of 416 amino acids. NCBI's taxonomy places the organism in Eukaryota, Fungi, Ascomycota, Pichiomycetes, Serinales, Debaryomycetaceae. Gene Ontology annotation, biological process: retrograde vesicle-mediated transport, Golgi to endoplasmic reticulum. Gene Ontology annotation, cellular component: Golgi apparatus; membrane. The transcript has a single exon.